Messenger RNA from Synchytrium microbalum, 690 nucleotides. RefSeq lists its product as uncharacterized. The transcript has 2 exons. The record is from RefSeq and is a predicted model, not a curated record. NCBI's taxonomy places the organism in Eukaryota, Fungi, Chytridiomycota, Chytridiomycetes, Synchytriales, Synchytriaceae. The coding region runs from base 1 to 690 and encodes 229 amino acids.
AUGUCUCAAGUCAAAUAUGUUGACGACAUUCUCGGGGCAUUUGGAAUGACUGAUUGUAAUGCCCAACCGACACCUCUAGCACCAGGAUAUGAUACUCCACAACCAGACUCACCACCUUGUGACAAGCCUAAAUAUCAAAAGGCGAUUGGAAUGCUGCUCUAUUUAGCACGGUGCACUCGACCAGACUUAAUGACUGCUGUCUCAAUUCUGGCCAAGUACUCAUCUAAUCCUACCCAGUAUCAUUGGGCUGGUAUCAUCCAUAUCCUUAGCUAUGUAAAAGGUACUCGUGAAUACCGACUAAGUCUUGGUGGUGCCGAUCUGCUAGUUUACUCAGAUGCGGACUGGGCCAAAGACGUCAAAGUGAUAGGAAGUGUUGGGAAUGUGAUACAUACUACACCAGAGGACACUGGUCAAACAAACCGUAACAACCUCGAUACUAGUCAACUUCAUGCUACUCCUCUACUUUCAACGAAUUCACUACGCCAACAAAAUGACAGCCGGGAUGCUGACACGAACGUGUCAUUCGAAGCAACACACAUUGACUCUUCAUCAUCUUCUUCUUAUGGGUAUCAGUCACCAGCAUCAAGUACUGUUGGGUCUCAACCACCAGAAUCAACGGUUGUGGGUGUACGUGCCACCAGAAUCAAAGCACAGAACGCAAAUGCGUAUAACAAGAAGAAGAGUGAAUGA